CUCACAAAUUAAUCACCUUUGCAUUUCUGUUUCUAUUGCCUCAGUUUUAAUAGCAAAUUUUAUAGUUCCACCAUUUUCUCCAUUUUCUCAACUACUAUUUCUUUCAACAUGUUUUCGACAAUUGCUGUGCUUUCUAACCAAACAAAGCCCCAUCGCCGUGACAUCUCCGUCGUGCCGGAGAGCGAGGUGCUCAGAAGAAGAAACGAGGAGUUGGAGACAGAAUUAAAAAAGAGCAUUGAGAGGGAAGAGAAAAUGAAGCAGGAAUUGCAGAAAACAUGGGAAAGGCUGAGGGUGGCGGAGGAGGCUGAGGAGCGACUUUGCUCUCAGCUUGGUGAAGUUGAGGCCGAGGCUGUUGAUCAGGCUCGGACCUACAGGACACGUGUCGUCCAGUUGAUGGAUCAACUCUCUUUGGCCCAAAAACUUCUCGAAUCAGCUUCCAUUACCGUCCCAAAUUCCCAAUGAUUGUAGGGGAAAUUGGAAGAGCCAUGCCUGUAACAUUAUGCACAUAAGCCUUAGCUUGUUCCUUUUCAGUUUUCUGGGUGUGUGUUUUUAAUUUUUUUUUUUUCUUUUUCCGAUUGACAUAGAUAGCCUUUUUAAAAAAAUUCAUUUGAUGUUUGAUAUAUGGCUGUUGUGUAUUGUUGGCGGCCGGUUUUUAUUGCGGGGUUGGUUUUUGGCUCCAUGUAAAUGACGAAAUGUAAGAUUAGGAACUCAGAAUUGUGGUGUAUAUUGACCUUUUUCUUUUUGCCUUCUUCUUUGGUGUAUAUUGACCUUUCUUUCUUCUUUCUUUUCCGGGGUGUAAUGGUGAUAUUUUGUGUUCAUUUA
Messenger RNA from Nicotiana tabacum (common tobacco), 822 nucleotides. RefSeq names its product protein RESPONSE TO LOW SULFUR 3. Lineage: Eukaryota; Viridiplantae; Streptophyta; Magnoliopsida; Solanales; Solanaceae. The record is from RefSeq and is a predicted model, not a curated record. Gene Ontology annotation, biological process: cellular oxidant detoxification.